GAGGCGGGCGGAGCAGCCUGUGCACUGUGGGCAGUUCGAUGGGUUGGUGGAGCUGGCGACGAUCUGUGCCCUCUGCAACGACUCGGCGCUGGACUACAACGAGGCUAAGGGCGUGUAUGAGAAGGUAGGAGAGGCCACGGAGACGGCUCUGACUUGCUUGGUGGAGAAAAUGAAUGUGUUUGACACCAACCUACAGGCCCUAUCCCGGGUGGAGCGAGCCAGUGCCUGCAAUGCGGUCAUCAAGCAGCUGAUGCGCAAGGAGUUUACUCUGGAGUUCUCCCGAGACCGGAAGUCCAUGUCAGUGUACUGCACGCCUACUGUCCCUGGCCUGGCAGCCCAGGGCAGCAAGAUGUUUGUGAAGGGGGCUCCUGAGAGUGUGAUCGAGCGCUGCAGCUCAGUCCGAGUGGGGGGCCACACAGUACCCCUGACUGCCACCUGCAGGGAGCAGAUCCUGGCCAAGAUUCGGGAUUGGGGCUCAGGCUCAGACACGUUGCGUUGCCUGGCGCUGGCCACUCGGGAUGCACCCCCCAGGAAGGAGGACAUGCAGCUGGACGACUGCAGCAAGUUUGUGCAGUACGAGACGGACCUGACUUUUGUGGGCUGCGUGGGCAUGCUGGACCCUCCAAGGCCUGAGGUGGCUGCUUGCAUCGCACGCUGCCACCAGGCCGGCAUCCGUGUGGUCAUGAUCACAGGGGACAACAAAGGCACAGCUGUGGCCAUCUGCCGCCGGCUUGGCAUCUUCGGGGACACAGAGGACGUGGUGGGGAAGGCCUACACAGGCCGCGAGUUCGAUGACCUCAGCCCCGAGGAGCAGCGCCACGCCUGCCGCACGGCUUGCUGUUUUGCCCGUGUGGAACCUGCGCACAAGUCCCGAAUCGUAGAGAACCUACAGUCCUUUAAUGAGAUCACCGCCAUGACCGGAGACGGGGUGAAUGAUGCCCCGGCUCUGAAGAAAGCAGAGAUUGGCAUUGCCAUGGGCUCUGGCACAGCUGUGGCCAAGUCAGCAGCCGAGAUGGUGCUGUCAGAUGACAACUUUGCCUCGAUCGUGGCCGCGGUGGAGGAGGGACGUGCCAUCUACAACAACAUGAAGCAGUUCAUCCGCUACCUCAUCUCCUCCAACGUGGGCGAGGUGGUCUGCAUCUUCCUCACGGCAAUUCUGGGCCUCCCGGAAGCCCUGAUCCCUGUGCAGCUGCUCUGGGUGAACUUGGUGACAGAUGGGCUACCUGCCACAGCCCUGGGCUUUAACCCACCAGACCUGGACAUCAUGGAGAAGCUGCCGAGGAACCCUCAUGAGGCCCUCAUCAGCGGCUGGCUCUUUUUUCGAUAUCUGGCUAUUGGAGUGUACGUGGGCCUGGCCACGGUGGCUGCUGCCACUUGGUGGUUCCUUUAUGAUCCCGAGGGACCUCACGUCACCUUCUACCAACUGAGGAACUUCCUGAAGUGCUCCAAAGACAACCCACUCUUUGCUGACAUCGACUGUGAGGUCUUCGAGUCACGCUUUCCCACAACCAUGGCCUUGUCUGUGCUGGUGACCAUUGAAAUGUGCAAUGCCCUCAACAGCGUGUCAGAGAACCAGUCGCUGCUGCGGAUGCCGCCCUGGCUGAACCCUUGGCUGCUGGCCGCUGUGGCCAUGUCCAUGGCGCUGCACUUCCUCAUCCUAUUGGUACCACCCCUGCCCCUUAUUUUCCAGGUGACCCCACUGAGCGGGCGCCAGUGGGUGGUGGUGCUCCAGAUAUCUCUGCCUGUCAUCCUGCUUGAUGAAGCCCUCAAGUACCUGUCCCGGAACCACAUGGAUGAAGAGAAACACCAGAAGUGAAUGCCGGGAACAGGGUGGAGUCUCCAGUGUGUACCUCAGACUGAUGAUGCCCAGGCCUUCACCCCGACUCUCCACACCGCCAUCACACUCAUCGCUUGGUCACUGGGCCCUGCC
Messenger RNA from Leptonychotes weddellii (Weddell seal), 1930 nucleotides. Lineage: Eukaryota; Metazoa; Chordata; Mammalia; Carnivora; Phocidae. The record is from RefSeq and is a predicted model, not a curated record.